Molecule: messenger RNA, 1198 nt
Organism: Ceratitis capitata (Mediterranean fruit fly)
Lineage: Eukaryota; Metazoa; Arthropoda; Insecta; Diptera; Tephritidae
Product: MIT domain-containing protein 1
Exons: 5
Coding region: 205-927 (240 amino acids)
Source: RefSeq, a predicted model, not a curated record
CUCUUUGUUUAUCAAAAAUGUCAAGUUGACAAAUUUUUCUGUUGUGAAAAGCAAAACUAUAGGCAUCAAACAGUGAUAAGUGGAGAAAAGAAAAUUUUGUUUAAUCCCAGAGUCAAAUACAUUAGUCGGCAAUUUUAAAAAUUAAAAACAAAUACUCGGUAAAGGAGGAAAAAGUUUUGUCCUUCAUAAAAUUGGUUUAAGUAAAUGUCAGUGACAACAAUGAACGCCAAGGAUAUACUUAUGCGUGCGGUGCAAUGUGACCAAGUGGGCAGAAUUUUAGAGGCGCAAAACCUUUACCAAGAUGGCAUACAAAUACUUAUGGAUCUUGUGGCUGACGAAAAAGACGUGGGCAAAAAGAAAGUUUAUUAUGAACGUAUCAAAGAGUAUAUCGACCGUGCUGAACAAAUCAAAGAACGAGUGCAGAAGCAUGUUAUCCGUGGUGAACUUGUCACAAACAUACCCAUUGAAGACAAUUCCACCGGUAACAGUUAUCAAGCGCUAUUUGGAGAUUACCUGAAUGCCGACGUUAAAGAGGUUCUGCUGGAAGAACCAUAUCUACAAGAGAAGUAUCAUUUUCAGAACCUUGUGACUUUUUUGGAAUUAUUGGUGAAGAAUUGUCGCCACAUCAAAUAUGUUCGACUAGUGACAAAAACAGAUCCGAAAGCGCCAGAGAACCAAAGAAAUGUCUUGGAACAGAUUAAGUCCGACAUGGCCAGACGCAAUGUGACCUUGAGCGUAAAAUUUGAAGACACUUUGCAUGACCGCAAAAUUGUCCUCAGUAACGGCUACAUUAUAAAAAUCGGCCGUGGAUUGCACUUUUUCAAAGCUACCAAUCCCCUAUAUAGCCUUGGAUUAUGUGAUUAUGAUUUUCGCAAAUGUCUCCAAACUGAUGUCGAUAUUUGGCGUACUAAAAAUUUCAUCGCUUAAAAUAGACAUGAGGAAUCAUUCGCGCAGAGUACUUCGUAUUAUGCUCUACAGCAUAUUUAAGCCACUCUUUUUUAAGAAGAGUAACAUAUAUUUUUCUACAAAUUUUUUCAUGGAGAUUUAAGUGUAUAUAUAGGAAAUGUAUUUCGAUUAAAGAUUUGUGUGUUGUACUCUUUAGUAAAAUACAACUACUUUUUCCCUUACUAUAUAAAUUUACAGAAUAUGUUGUUAAAAUGAAUCAAACGAAAGCAAUAAAUUUAUGAUUAAAAAUACU